Messenger RNA from Nothobranchius furzeri (turquoise killifish), 10440 nucleotides. The record is from RefSeq and is a predicted model, not a curated record. Lineage: Eukaryota; Metazoa; Chordata; Actinopteri; Cyprinodontiformes; Nothobranchiidae.
UUCAUGAUAGGUGCUAAUCAAAUAAACGUAACUUGCAAAUGUUUAUUUUCUCUAAUUCCCGAUAUUAAAAGAAAAUAAAAGGUAAAGUCAAAAUUAACAAAGCUGCAAACAAAUGCUACAAAGUGUACAAUUCUGGAAAUAUCAUUUGAUGCGAUGUGAACACAGUCAAGUCAUUCAGACAUUUAAGAUGGCAAAUAAAUAUAGAUAUGUCCUGUUUAUUCUCCAAGAAAACAAUGAUUAUUUACUGCACCCACAAACAUUGAUUAGGGCAUCUGAACGCCUCUUGGACAGUAACAACUGCCGUGUCCUACGGGUACAUGAACGCAUCACAAUCCAAAAGCACGGUGUAGGUGUUGAACCGAAGCAGAUCGUUCAGCCUCCAUCCUCAGCAGCAUCAACAUCCUCAGCAGCACCAUCAGAACCCCUCCCUGCCCCAUCCAGCCCUCUGAAGGAGACCCUGGACCAGCCCCCGCCGCGUCCGGCUCACAGGACGUCAGAUAUCAGCUGUUUUUCCAUCCGGAGGCUUCAGAUCGCGGCGGCUGGUGGCGCAGGCGGAGACGAGGACCUGUCGGUCUCAGAUUAGACUCUGCUGCUUGUUUGGUUUGGGAAGCGGAGGAAUCUGCCUGCGUCGAGGAAGGAGUCAGUCCUGGCAGCGUGCGUUCGGGAGGACCGGAGUCUCGGCCUGAAGUCAGCGAAUCCUCCAGUAUCAGAGUGAUGUCCUCACGACAGUCGUGUUGGUGAACCCAUCAGAGGAGGCGGCUUCUUUACAGACCAGCUCUCUGAUCACUGACUCAGCUGAUAAUAAGUUGUUGAUCCUGAGUGGCCAGAGCUCUGAGCAGGGAGGUGAUAUCCUGCUUCAAAGUGGAGCCUUCACUUAUCAUCACUUCACCAGUAUUAUCUCCGAUCCUCUACUGAGCGAAGUUCUGUCCAGACCUUCUUCAGCAAAGCCAUCCAAGCUUACUGUUUCCUGUCAGGGAGACGGGGGCUGGAGCUCCCUGGGCGAACAUCAGGAGCAGCGGCUACUGAAAAAUCUUGAAUAUUGCCUGAACCCUGAACCCCACCUUCCAGACAUGGAUGGAGUCACAGAGUUCACUGAGUACAUCUCUGAGACUGUGGAUGUACCAUCACCCUUUGAACUUCUGGAACCGCCAACCUCUGGAGGGUUUCUGAAGCUGUCCAAACCCUGCUGUUACAUCUUCCCUGGUGGUAGAGGAGACUCUGCUUUGUUUGCCGUGAACGGAUUUAACAUCCUGGUAGAUGGAGGCUCUGACAGGAAGUCCUGCUUCUGGAAGCUGGUACGACAUCUGGACAGGAUUGACUCUGUUCUGCUCACCCACAUUGGAGCGGACAACCUCCCAGGCAUCAAUGGGUUGUUCCAGAGAAAGAUAGCGGAGCAUGAGGAAGAGCACAACCAAGGAUCUGGCUCCAGUAGCAAUGGUGACUGGAUGAGGAACCUGAUCUCCCCUGAGCUUGGGAUUGUAUUUUUUAACGUACCAGAAAAGCUUAGAAUGCCAGAGUCAACCCUGAAAGUAAAGAGAAGCAUUGAAGAAGCAUCUCUGACACUGCAGUACCUCAACAAGCUGGGCAUCACACCUGAGCCUCUUCACAGGGUCGUCAGCAACACCAUUGAACCAAUCACCUUGUUCCACAAACUCGGUGUGGGGAAGUUAGACAUGUAUGUCCUAAAUCCGGUCAAAGAAAGCAAAGAGAUGCAGUUUCUGAUGCAAAAAUGGGCCGGGAACAGCAAAGCCAAGACCGGGAUUAUGAUGUCGAAUGGAAAAGAAGGAGAAAUAUCUGUACCCUAUUUGACAUCAGUCACUGCUUUAAUCGUUUGGAUACCACAUCGUCCAACGGAAAAGAUAGUGCGGGUGCUGUUCCCUGGAAAUGCUCCGCAAAAUAAAAUUUUCGAGGGCCUGGAGAAACUGAAACAUCUCGACUUCCUGCGAUAUCCAGUGGCCACUCAGAAGGACAUCUCAUCUGGCGCCCCUCCUCCGAUCAUCAAACAAACUAAAAUAAGAUCAAGAACAGACAGCAAGGAGAGCCUCAAAUCUUCACCCAAACCACACGCCAAAGCUAUUAAAAAGGAAAGCGGCGGGCAGGAGGAUGAGGUGAAGACUGACACCACUAAGGAGAACAAAAUUGAAAAGAAAGAAGAAAGAAAACUAAAAAGUGACAGUUUAAAGGCCACCAAACAGCAGAAGAACAGUGAAGUGGCCCCAGGAGUAGACAAGACAGCAAAAACGAAAACAUCCAAAGAAAAGACUUCCAAGCAGGAGAAAGCAUCUAAGGUGGAUGAAAAGAAAGACAAAGAGAAAAAAGAAACCAAGAAAGAAAAAGUAAAGAAAGAUGAAAAAAUAAGAAAAGAAGAGAAAAAAGAGGGUAAGGCAAAAGAAGACAAAAAGAAAGAUUCAGGUAAACCCGAGUUGAGAAAAAUCACCAAACCCGACUUGAAGCCACUCACCCCUGAGGUGAGAAAAACCCUUCACAAGGCCAAGACUCAGGUCAAACCCAAGGCUGACAAGAACAAAGCCGUUAAAGAAGAAGCAAAUGAGAAAAAGCCCGUUCCAAAGAACAUUCCUGACGAGGUUGCAGCAGCAGCGCUGGCCGACAGGUCCAUUGUCUCCUCACCCGAAGACCUCACUGAGGACUUUGAGGCUCUAAGACAAGAAGAGAUGUCCAAACAGAAGACUGAGUCAGUCCAGAAUGAUGUGAUGUGUGGACUAUCACUGCACAUUGAUGCUAAAGCUUCUUCUCCAGUUGAGCCUGAUGAGAAGCUAACAUCUCCGCCCACCGAGAUAGAAUCUCCAGCACCAAAAUCCCCCAUCACAGAAGAGAUACAAGACAACGGUGCAUCUGAACUGGCUACGGGUACACUGAAGGAUGUGAGUGAAGGCUUUGAAAAGAAGUACGAAGAAGAGAAAAUGGAGAAACAUGACACAUAUUCUCUGAAGGAAACCAUGACGGACAGGACAAAGAAAAGCGAGAGCUCAGAAGAGGAGGGUGAUGUAAUUGAGAAGGCUGAACUAGAAGGAACCGAAGAUGAUGAGGUCCUAAAAUUUAAAUCUGAUGACAUGAAAAAGGAAAAAGCUGGAAAAGAGUGGGACAUCAGACCAGCUGAACAAAAGCCUUUAACAGCUGCAGCACCUGUAACAGCCUCGGCCUCUGAGCAGUUCUCCUACAUCCAAGAUGAAACCAUCCCUGGUUACUCUGAGACAGAGCAGACCAUCUCUGAUGAGGAGAUCCACGAGGAUACAGAAGACAGGAUCCCACAGCUGCGCUACGACGUGGCUUCUUGCGAUGUCUCUGUUCCCGAUGUCCCUGGCACCUUUGACUCUAUGCAUGGUAUUAAGGAGAUGAAGAGUUCUGCACUUUCAGAUGCUGCAGAUGUCAAACCCAAAAGUAUCGUGGGUGGUCAUGAGCCCGAGCUUGCACCCUACCCUGCCAUCAUUGCUGCUCCUCUUGCUGAAGAGGAGCAUAUCUCCUCUGCAACAUCCAUCACUGAAUAUGACAAACUUUCUUCCUUCGCCACAUCUGUAGCCGAAGACCAGUCCAUCACCUCGAUGACUGCCCCUCAGACCGAAGACGUUGGGAGGAACUCACUCCUACUGGACACCAUUAACAGUGUCCCAUCUCGUGCAGAGGCUGCCCAAGGAAAGGACUACCUUCACUCUGCUGGAACCAUUUCUCCCACCUCCUCACUGGAAGAUGACAAGUGUUUUAAGUCUCCUUCCUCUGACGAGUACCAACCUAAUAUACCAGAGAUCGAGAGUGAAGCAAAGAUUAAGUCAAUCCAUGAAGAAGACGACGAUGAGGAAGAUGAGGAUGAGGACCAGACCCCAAAUGUUGACAUUCCUUUAGGUAAACUUCAAGAGGGCUAUGAACACGCUGCCUUUAUGAUGCGCCUUGAAAAAGAGAAAUAUCUUCCUCCCGUCAGUCCAACACAAGCUGAGGAGGAAAAACAGGCUCUCUUCAGAGCUGAGGCGGUUAACACUGCUGCUGAGAUCAAGCCUGUUUCACCCCCUCCAUCUUUCUGUCCCAUGCUAGAGCCCCACUCCGGGCAGGAUAGUGAGGAAAGGUGCUUAAGUCCUGAUGACAGCACCAUGAAAUUAGCUUCGCCCACACAGUCAGUGCCCACAAGUAGCAGCUACUCACCAACAGAGGAAAAAGCCUUAAAGACAGAAGAAAAACAUGAAACAGUUACCGAUUUGAAGUCCGACAUCCAAAAAGCUGAAAGAUCAGUCAUUAUCUCUGAAAAUACCUCCGUUAUUGACCUGCCAGGUAACAAAACCACAUUUGACGAAGCAUCUGAGGAGUCUGACGAAGACAGCGGGGAUGAAUAUUUUGUCAAAAAGGAGUUACAGCCUACUAUAAAAGCUAAGCUAAUGGAGGCCAAAGAGGGUUGCUUCUUGGACGAUGACUUUUCGUUUGAGGCAAAAUCUGCAAAGACAGAAACAGAAACCAAGAGUCCAGACAAGACUCAAGUGUCCUUCAGCACAACAGAAACACCAAAACAAAAAGUGAUGUGUUCUGGUGAGGAGGAAGAUGAAAAACCCAACGACUUCCCAAGUGGAGUAGGAGCAAAACCAAUUUCAGAUGAUAAAGAAAUCAUUGAGAAAGGUGAUGUUAGCAUCAACGAGCCGGAAAAAAGUGUUCACUUCAGUCUUUAUGCUAAUCCAGAGAAAGAGAGCAAAGAAAGGGCAGUGUAUACAAGACAAGACACGCCCUAUGUCCAUGGCAAAACCUUCUCGUACGGCGAUCUUUACGACAGCAAAACAAGCUCAGAGGAAUCCGAUCUGUAUCGCCAAGAGUCUGAUGACAAGGCGGAGCAAGACACUGCAAAAGGCAAAGUGGAUCUGCAGAAACACGAGCCUCAGUCAGCAGCCACCAUCAUGGACAAGACGUCCGAGAAGGAAUUCUCCAUGUCCUCAUGGCUUGAGUCAAAGAGCACCUCUGCCAUAGAUCAACUGGAAAAGGAGACCCAAGAUAAAGAGAUGUUUGAAUACAGCCAAAGUAGUCGUUUCCCUUCGGUGGCGGACAGGCCUGAAGCAUCAACCACUUCUUUGUCAUCAGAGAAAGAUGAAGGAUUUGAUGGUUUGGCGCUAAAAGGUCAAGUGGACAUCACGAAGCCCCCAACGUUCUCCUCAGUGACACCCGACACCUCUGCUGCCUCCGGCUACAGCGAGAAGGGGGCAAGUUUAGAGGUAGAUAUGAGAAAACUAACUGCAAAGGAUGAGGAGGAUUAUGAUGAUGAUGAAGUUAUCGAUGAUGAUGAGGAGGAGGAGGAGGAGGAGGACGAGGAGGAAGAUGACGAGGAAGAAGAGGAAGAUGAUGGUGGCGCUGGUUCUGAUGUGGAGAAAGGUGCAAAAGAGAAGUCUGAGAAGGAAGCAGCAAGUCCUGUAAGUCAAAUGCUUAGCUCAAACAGACCUGAAUUUAUGGUUUCUAUGGCGGGGUACGGUUACAACAGUCAGGGGAAGCCGAGGGUCAAUGAGAGCGGCUCAAGUUCAUUCCUAAAGGCUGAAGAUGAAGCCAAAACGGACUCAAAACCGGUGGAUUCAGGAGCUGGAAGUUUCUCUGGUUGUUCUUCAGGGUUUGAGUACUCAUACUCGACAGAAGAGAAGGACUCAUUCUCAUUAGGUCAAGCUGGAGACAAAGGAAGAGAAGACUCCCCUCUGAUGUCCAAAGAGGACAGUUGUUACCAAAGUGACAGAGCUGAUUCUGAAUUUGACAAACAGAAGACACCUGAAAUUCUGAGUAAGAGUUCUCUUGAAACUAAUUUUCAGUACACGACUACAGCUGCCCCUGGGUACUCCUCCUCCUCGGCCUAUAGCUACUCCUCCUCCACGUCUGGUUCCCUCUCCACCAGCCGGCAGUUUGGAGAGGAGCUGGAGACACCCGCAUCGGCUGAAGCUCUCUUUGAGUACUCAUCUUUUAAAGAGGAACCCUCGCUCGUCAUAGACUCUCCCAUCUCCAGCUCAACUGGCGUCAAAGAUGACUACCUGGAGGUUUCUGAGAAAUACACGACUAUGGCAACCGCAGCAGAGUCUAGUUCCAGUUUAGCUCGCUUCUCACCCCUUAGUCCAUUUGAGGAGGUCAAAUCCUGCCCUUCACAUCCAUCCACCACCAUUCUGGAAGGCAAGGAACAUGUAGGUCCAUUGGGUGGAGUUCCUGAUGAAGGGCUUCCAUCUGACUGCUUUUACAAGCCUGGGUGGUCAGAAGAGACCAAGCUGGACACAGCAGCUGGAUUUGGGGCUGCAGCAGGUCCUUUUACAGAUUUCUCCAUGGAGAAAGAGGCAGCCAGUGCUGCUCUGUUCGGUGUCACGUCCUCCCCUCGACCAGACAUUGAAGGCAAGCAUUACUUUGAGGAGACUGACAGCAGUGAAGAAGAGGAUGAGGAGGCAUACAUGCGUGAAAUGACCCACAGGUCUCCUUCCAGCGGACUGGUUGGUAGUCUCCCCUUUUCUGACACGCCUGUUGCUCCAGCUGUAAGUGAAAAGACAGGCGAUGCACUUCCAGAUGUUCUGAGCUCCUACAUUUCAACGCCUCUUCAGAGCAGCAAAGCAGAUAAAACAAACGGUCCCACAGAGACGAGCGUGGGCACCGCCGUUCCUUCUGGAGCGGCAGCAGGAGGAGCUCCAACAGACUCAGCCAAAGUGGAGUCCAGAGAGGGAGCUGCAGGUUAUGUCAGGAGUUUGUAUGAGUGGGAGAUGCCAAAGCCUCAAAUGGCUAUGGUGCCUGGAGAUUCCCCUCCUCAUUACCGCCACGAUGACGAGUUUGAGGAGGAAUGUGAGACGGAGCCAGAGCACCCAGCCCGGCCACUUUCACUUGCUGCUGCUGACCAGCCAUUCCGCUCACAGUUCUAUGCAGAAGAAUGCAGCCGAGGUGAGCAGGAUGAUGACGAUGAUGAUGAUGAUGAUGAUAGUGACCAGGAUGUACAUGUAGGAGCGACCUCCUCUUACACUAGCCGCACCUCUCCUGGAUACUCAUCCUCAGAGUACAGGCAGCACAAAGAAGACCUGUCACCUUCCUUCAUCAAUCCUUGCAUGCGCCAGUUUUCGAGCGAUGAGGAUGAUGCAGAGGAAGGCCGCAGAAGUGAUCAGUCACAGGAAGGUGAUGAACACGAUCUGUCAGUCAAAAGAAGGACUCACAAGCAACCCCCUCCUCAGCAGUCCCACACCAGGGACAGCAGCUCCCUGCACCAGGCCAGUGGGAUGGCAGCAGGAUUGGGUCUGGCUACAGAGGACACCCCACCCACCUCCAUCAGUGAGUCUCUGGGCUCUCAGUCAGACUCUGAUGUGCCUCCGGGCACCGAAGAGUACCCCUCAGUCACUGGUGGAGGCAACAUGGACUCAGAUGAGGAUGGAGACUACAUGCCUGUUGAUAAACCAGCUGCAGGAGGAAGCAGCCAUCACUCUGCCUCAAGGAGGAGCCGUGACCCUCCUCCUGCUCCCCUCAUGGACCCUCACCCUCACCCUCCUCAGCCAGAUGUUUGCAUGGUGGAUCCCGAGUCUUUGGAAAAUGGCUCUUUCAAGAAAGAGCCAAAAGCAAAAAGCUUCAAGAAGACUUUAGGAAAAACCAAAUCAGCAUCUCCAGCUCGACGCAAGAGGUCUCCAAUGCCUGUCAAACAGACGCCAUCUCCUCGCAGCACUUUACUGAAGAAAAAGGAAGCAGACAAGAGUUCACACAUGUCUCGUCUGUCAGAUGGACAAGGCUCUAAAGACGAUGACCUCUCCAGGUCGAGCUACAACCCAGGCAAAGGGCUGACAAAUGGCGUCAAAAGUAGCUCAGGUUCUCAGAAGUCCAGUUCUGCAGCUGCUCCCGGCCUCCCCAUUUAUGUGGAUUUGGCCUACAUUCCAAACCACUGCAGUGCCAAGAAUGUGGACCAAGAAUUUUUCAAACGCAUUCGUUCUGCGUACUACGUAGUGAGUGGAAACGAUGCUACAGGCGGCGAACCGAGCCGCUCGGUCCUUGAUGCUUUGUUGGAUGCCAAAGCUCAGUGGGGAUCAAACCUACAGGUGACUCUGAUCCCGACCCACGACACUGAGGUGACCCGUGACUGGUACCAGCAGACCCAUGAGAGGCAGCAGGAGCUCAACAUCAUGGUUCUAGCCUCUAGCAGCACCGUCGUCAUGCAGGACGAGUCUUUCCCCGCCUGCAAGAUUGAGUUUUAGGACCAGUUUCCCCUCUCCUCCAUCCGUUGCACCGUCUUGUUUGUUUCAUUUCAUUACUUCCUUCUGUAAAUUCAUAUCUGUUUCUAAUGAAACCGACCCGGAUAGUGUUCUUCUAAAAAUCAUUUUGGCUGUUAGUACCACAGAGACCGUUCUGAUUUAUUUAUCCUUUUGUCCGGUAAAGAAAAUAUUCCAGACUUGUUUUUCUGUUUUCUAAUCUGGUAUCUUUCAGAUUCUCAAAAAAAAUUGAUUAAUUAAAUAAUUGUUGGGAAUCAUUUGGGUAAUGAUAGACUCAAAUAAAUAAAUAAAUAGGGUCUCAAAUACCGGAGACAACAAGAGAAAUGCUGUUUAAAAAUCACAAGAGCAAAAGGGCAACAGUCUCAACAGCAUAAUGAUCACUUUUAGCUCCUGUAAUAAUUAAGAGAACACUGCUAUUAACAGUAGGUGAACAUCUGGCUUCAUCCCAGCUCCACACUGACCUUCAGCUUCCAGAAACACUUCAGACUCAUUUGUGCUUUUCUUGUUGCUCUUUUCUCCUUCUGUCUGAUUUAAUUUUUGUUUACAUGACAACGUUCUUUUUCCUCCAACUAACACGGUAAAAUAGAAACCUAGAAGAGGUAGAUCCAGCGGUCCGUUUACUGUGAACUUGUUGUAGUGUAGGCUCAUGAUAAAAACUCUGUACCGUAGGAUUAGAGUAUUUCUAUAUCUGGUUCUCUCAGACCAGUAGGACCUUCUCGGUCCCUUCCUACAGUGACGACGACGGCUGAAUUUAUCUGGAUUACUUCUGUAGAUUUUGGUGUCACUUUUCAAUGUAACUGCAGUGAUUAUAUUGUCCCAGAGGUCCCGUAGAGAGCUGUAGACACUGGAAACCUAGCCUGGUUUUAUCAUCUGAAACCACCCAGAGCUCAUUAACCUCACGUCGGUUGAUGCUUGCUUGAGAAUGAAGAAUGUAGUCCACUAACAGGAACAUGUGGCUGUUUGGUUGAUGCUUAUCUGUCUCCCACAUGUGCCUUUCUGUCCGGCUGAGCUGGAUGGAAAACAAAGAGAUGAGUGAAAUGUGAUGGGGAUGUCCACGGCCCUGUGGCGGAGGCUCAGUAAGCCCCACUCCUCUGCUGGUCAAAUCUCUCACUGAGAAGGAGUCCCGGCGUGUGAGCAGAAAACUUCGACAGCACCAACUCAGUAUUUCAGCUACCACUCAGAGAAGCACAAGAGGAACCAGUGUGUGAAACCUAAAUCUGAUUCAGCUUUUUGCAGUUUUGGCAACAUGACAUGUAUCGUUACAGCCCUGAAUCGCCUUUUUGUUGUUUUAUGUUGUUUCGGUGCAAACUCUGAUUGUUUUAGGUAAGGUGUUGGCACAAGAUCCAUUUGCGUGAUUAAUAAUUUUGAAACAAGGACCAACAAGUCUCAGCAGGGUUACGAUCUUUUGAGACCUAAACUGAAACUCCAGCGCUUGUAUUUAUUCUAAUCCCCUCCUCCCAACGUCUGUGCAUGUACAAGAGAUGCAUGUACAUAAACACGGGCUGAGGGCAGCAACUCCAAUACAUCUGAAUGUGAAGAUGCAGAAUUUACCUUUACGUUCUCCGCGGAGGACUCAGAUCUCCUGGUUGCCUUGGUUACCAUGCAUCGUACAACACACAUCGGUCAAAUUAACCGAAACACAGCACAGCAAAGCACAACAAAAACACACACAGACACCACAUUGGGACGUUAGAUUAAAGAGUGCGCUGCUGCACCGUCACUCAAGCUGCAUCUCUGUUUCAUUCAUUCUAUAAAACUACUGCCAGACUUGGGUCAACACCUUUUUACCUGUGAGGAUGUCCUAAACUACUCCUCACUUCACACACCUGACGCUGCAUUUUCAAUUGUGCGAAAAGGGUUUUCAAAAAGAAAAACAGCUGUUGUUGAAGUCUUUUCAAAGACUGUUGCACCCCUGUGAGCCCUGCUUGUUUGUGCAUGUUGUAACUUUUGAGUUCUCCUGUAUCGAAACAGCGGAAGAAACUCAGACUCCAUAUCGAAGCACUACGUUUGUGAGAAGCUAAGCUGCCCAGUCUGGAGGAGGCACAUGUAAUCUGGCUUUGCUGUGUAGUAGAAGAGCCCUGUGAUGGUUCUCCUUCCUUCUUGCUUCAUAAUUAUUAUUUCUUCUCGUUUUAAGUGCAAUAUUUUCUUUAAUUCUCUUUAAAUGCUUAUAAAAGUAAAACAGAAACCAGAUUUAUUGCUGAAAGGGAAAACAAAGUGUGCUAAAGACAAAUAAAACAUUUACUGAUGAUAAAACCUC